Messenger RNA from Hordeum vulgare subsp. vulgare (domesticated barley), 3482 nucleotides. RefSeq names its product pentatricopeptide repeat-containing protein At3g23020-like. Bases 187 to 2652 code for a protein of 821 amino acids. Gene Ontology annotation, molecular function: protein binding. Lineage: Eukaryota; Viridiplantae; Streptophyta; Magnoliopsida; Poales; Poaceae. The transcript is spliced from 3 exons. The record is from RefSeq and is a predicted model, not a curated record.
CAAAAUCUCCCCUCUGGCCCGCCACCGCCACCGCCACCGCCACCGCCUGCCGUGCCGCACCUCGGCUCCGCCCACCGCCGACGCCUGAAGCCGCCGCCACUGCCGUCUCCCCCCUUUCCCUCGUCGCGCUCCUGCUGCCUCCCCCGCCCGGCCCGCGGCCCCCGGCCAUUGAUUUUCGAGGGCGUGAUGCUGAGCCCGUGCGACCGGUUCCUCCACCGUGCUCCCGCGCCGCCGCCGCCGCUGAUUCCGCAGUCGAACCUCGCGCCCUCGGUGCCCGGCGCCAGCCGCAGGGACAAAGGCCUCGCGCUCCAGAGCAACGCGGUCUCCGCGCCGCCGGCGAGAACCGCCGAGACUUGCCCCAACGCGGUGGUGGUUCCACUCACCGUCGCCGGCACCACCGGACAGAGGGCUAAUGCGCAAAGGGGGAAGGGCAGGGGCAGGUUGGCCGGCUACGGCGGGUCCAUCCCGGCGAUGCUGGAAGCGCUGGAGCGCGUCCGGAACGUCGGGGAGGCGUUGUGGCCGUGGAGGGACACGCUGAGCAGCCGGGAGAGGACCAUCAUCCUCAAGGAGCAGAAGGACUGGAAGCGGGUGGUCGAGAUUUUCGACUGGUUCCGCCGGCAGAGGCGCCACGAGGUCAAUGUGAUCCACUACAAUGUCGUGCUCUGCGCGGUCGGGCGGGCGAAGAAAUGGGACCUCGUCGCCGGCCUGUGGCACCAGAUGCAUUCCAGCGGCAUGGCGCCGGAUAACGCGACGUACGGUACGCUGAUCGAUGUGUACUGCAAAGGAGGCAGAGAGACGGCGGCGUUGCUGUGGCUCGGGGACAUGUGCAAGCGCGGCUUGGUGCCUGACGAGGUCACCAUGAGCACUGUCCUUCAUGCGCAUAAGAAGGCUGGAGAGUAUGAGAAGGCAGAGAUUUUCUUUCAAAGAUGGUCGUCUGAAUCAGAUACAAGGUUGGACGGACAUCUUUGCUAUAGCUUGUAUACCUACAACACCUUGAUUGAUACUUAUGGAAAGGCUGGGCAGCUUGAGAAAGUGUCAGACAUGUUCAACCAAAUGUUGAGGGAAGGUGUCGCGCCGAGCAUUAUUACAUUCAACACGCUGAUUCAUAUCUGGGGUAAACACCGUAAGAUGGAGCAGGUGGCUUCUUUGGUGAGGAUGAUGGAGGAGUUUCAGUGCCUUCCUGACACCAGGACAUACAAUACACUGAUCUCACUAUACAGAGAAAGCAAUGAAAUUGAUGUUGCAGAGCACUACUUCUGUAAGAUGAAAGCUGAAAAAUUGGUGCCGGAUGUUGUGAGCUGCCGCACACUAUUGUAUGGGUACUGUACCAGGGGAAUGGUCAGUAAAGCAGAAGACCUUGUUAAAGAAAUGGACGAGAGUGGCCUGGUGAUCGAUGAAUACACGCAGUCAGCUUUAACGAGGAUGUAUGUAAAUGCUGGGAUGCUUGAGCAGUCUUGGUGUUGGUUUGAGAGGUUCUGUAAUCAGAUGGACUCCGAGUGCUUUUCUGCAAAUAUUGAUGCAUUUGGGAAGAAAGGGUACAUAAACCUUGCAGAAAAGGCUUUUAUGUGUUGCCUGGAGAGGAAGAUGCUUAGCGUUUCUGUGUGCAAUGUUAUGAUCAAAGCAUAUGGGUUAGCAGAGAAGCUUGAUGAGGCCUGUGAGAUAGCCGCUGGCAUGGAGAGGUACGGUGUACUACCUGAUUACUUGACUUACAGUUCUCUCAUUCAACUCCUGUCAACUGCUAAACUGCCAGAGAAAGCUCUGUACUACUUGAGAAAGAUGCAAGCAGCUAAAAUGCCGAUUGACUGUGUUCCAUACUCUGUGGUGAUUAGCAGCUUUACUAAGAAUGGGAAUUUGCACAUGGUUGAAUGCCUAUUUAGUGAAAUGGUCACUUUGGGGGUCCACACGGAUUCAUAUGUUUACUCUAUCUUAAUUGAUACAUAUGCUGAAGUUGGAAAUGUCCAGCAAGCUGCAGCAUUUUUUGGUUUAGUGACAAAGGCUGGUUUGUGUGACAGUGCUUCAAUCUACAAUUCUUUGAUCAAACUCUACACCAAAGCAGGGUAUCUGGCAGAGGCCCAAAAAACAUACAAGCUUCUGAAAUCAUUAGAUACUGACACCAAUCUUUAUGCAUCCAACUGCAUGAUUGGCCUCUACAGUGAUCAUUGUAUGGUGAACGAAGCACGUGAGCUUUUUGAGAAUUUGAAGAUUACGGGAAGUGCAAAUGAAUUUUCAUAUGCGAUGAUGGUGUGCUUGUACAAGAAAGUUGCUCGCUAUGAUGAAGCUCACAGGAUCUCCAAGGAAAUGCAAGCUUUAGGGCUUCUAACUCAAGCAUUAAGUUAUAAUUCUGUGAUUCAGAUGUACGUAUCUGGUGGGAAAAUGGAAGAGGCUGUGAAAAUAUUUCAGAAGAUGUUGGCAUCAAGCACACCACCAAACGAUGUAACUUUCAAGGCACUAAAACCAAUUCUAGUGAAAGAAGGAGUUGCAAAUAUUGAGAUUGCAAAAUUAGAGUCUCUCAGAAGGUGUAACACUCAAGAUUGCUUGAAUCAGUGGUACAGGGCACUAGCUCUGGUUGUAAGAUCAGAUGGGACUACCUCUCGACGUACUAUGGGUCACUCUUGUACAAGGAUACAUUCUUUUUACAUUGACAGUUUCUAGAGUAGCAAGUCCAGAACUGCUUUCAACUGAUAACUCCCAGAUGUUCUUCAAAAGAUGCAUCAUGAGUUUACGUGAAUGGUCACUUGGACCAAUGAUCUGCCAUUCAGUCUAUGACGAGAAGAGGAGAGCAUUCUGGAACAGACUCAAAUCAGAACUCAGUUGAAACAGAAUUGGUUUGAGGAAGAGGUAAAGUGUGUUCUUGGCCAUAAACUAAGUUGCCCUCAUAAAAAAAUUUGAAAAGUAACUGUGAGGGUUGUGAAAAUGCUGCUUGCCAGUAACGAAGACCACUGCCAAAGUACUGGAAGAUCUUGGCCAUUCAGGUGCUUCACCAGGUACAACUAGUUGGUGUAGGCUGUGAUUUCCUUCUGGAACAAGAACUUGGCUCAGAUCAUCAUUUGAUUUUUCUUACUGGCUUGGUACAAAAAGGCAUGGCAUAUUUGAUACUAUGCAGCUGCGACAGGCGGUUUACGGAGAUCUUGCAAUAAUGGUGUUUAAUUGCCAUGUAUGAUAUGUACAUGGAACAGGGAUACAAUGUUGAAAAAAAACACACGACAACUCCGGUGUGCCUUUGAUGAAGAUCAAGGGAUCCACGCUGCUAAUGAGUUUGAAGCACCAGAGUCUGGAACCAAGUCUCUAAUCUGGAAAAGCAGUGCAAUGCAAUGCUGUGAUGUUGAUGUGUUGUUAUCACUGGUUACCCUGCUUUCAUGUAUUAUUAUCAGUUUCUUGCUACUAUCAGUCUUCAAAGUUGCAUGUAAAUUUACGAUGGAAGAUGGAGCUCUAUAAAUUUGUUUAUUCAGAAUUAUAUUGUCGACGAGCAGCACUUCAGUUUA